Messenger RNA from Fragaria vesca subsp. vesca, 915 nucleotides. RefSeq lists its product as uncharacterized. Gene Ontology annotation, molecular function: protein dimerization activity. NCBI's taxonomy places the organism in Eukaryota, Viridiplantae, Streptophyta, Magnoliopsida, Rosales, Rosaceae. The transcript has a single exon. The record is from RefSeq and is a predicted model, not a curated record. Bases 1 to 915 code for a protein of 304 amino acids.
AUGGUUGAUCAUGCACCUAGGGAAUUGCAAGGACAAGCUAAGGUUGUUUUAAGGAAGUUGAGGACUUUUGAUUUUGUGUUCUGUUUGCUUCUAAUGAACAAAGUUAUGAAAAUUACUGAUGUUCUUUGUCAGACAUUGCAACGAAAAUCUCUCGACUUUGUGCAUGCUAUGAACUUUGUUAGACAUACAAAGUACCUUCUUCAAGAAAUGAGAGAUGAAGGCUGGAAUGAUUUGUUAUGCAGUGUGGAAUCUUUUUGUGAAAAGCAUGAUCUUGAUAUGCCUAACAUGAAUGCUUCUUAUAAGGAUGGUACGGGUCGGGCUUGUCAGCAAAUGAAUUUCAUUACAUUUGAGCAUCAUUACCGUAUAGAGGUUUUCAAUGUUGUGAUUGAUUUUCAGUUGAGUGAGUUGAAUAGAAGGUUCUCAGAAGAAGCAUCAGAACUCCUUAUACUUAGUUCAACUCUGGAUCUUCAUGAUAACUUCAGGAAUUUUAAAUGUGAAGAUGUUUGCAAUCUUGCAAAGCAGUUUUAUCUUGAAGAUUUUGAUGGUGAAAUGUAUGCUCUAGAAUCAGAAUGUGCAUUUUAUGAGAUAGAUAUGCGUGGUGAUCCUAAAUUCAAAAAUAUGGAGUCCAUUUCUGACUUGUGCCGCACCUUGGUUCAAACAAGGAAGUCUGAAUUUUUCCAUAUGCUUUAUAGAUUGAUUUGUUUAGUUUUGACUAUUCUUGUCUCUACUGCUACCACUGAAAGAGCAUUUUCAGCUAUGAACAUCAUUAAGAAUAAACUUAGAAGCAAAAUGGGAGAUGAGUAUCUUGGUGAUUGUAUGGUCCUUCACAUUGAGAAAGAGUAUGCUGAAUCUGUUACCAAUGAGGAGGUGAUUAAAGAGUUUGAAGCUUCAACUCGUAGAGUUAAAUUUAGUUAG